This is a messenger RNA of Iphiclides podalirius (scarce swallowtail), 2706 nucleotides long. The record is from the annotation of a GenBank genome assembly. Lineage: Eukaryota; Metazoa; Arthropoda; Insecta; Lepidoptera; Papilionidae.
AUGAUGAUCCAAAUUCGCACUGCGUUGGAGAAAGUUGCUCUGGCUGUGUGUUUUAAGGAUAAAAGAUUGUAUGUGGCAAAUGAUAACCAUGCUGUGCAGGCAUAUACAUUCCCAGCAUUUGAUAAAGAUGGUAUUGUUACAAGGUUUACUGCUCCAGUUACCCAAAUUAUGUCUUCAUCCAAAAUUGAGGCCCUGGGAUGUUGCUCGGAAAAUAUGGAGGCAAAAAUUUGCAACCUAGAUGGUGGAGCACCAUUAUUUGUUAUGACAGAACACAAAGGCCCUGUACUUAGUGUUGCAAUAUGCCCUCAUAUGAAAUAUGCUGCGACAGCUUGUGGAGAUGGUGCUUUAAGAAUAUGGGAUAUUGACACACAGAAAGUUGUAAAAGAAGUUUCAUGUGUGCCUAAAAUAAACACAUUCUUUGCAGCUAAAGUUUUAUGUAGGAUAAGUUUUGAACCAUCAGAUGGAAAGUAUUUGGCAUAUCCUAAUAAUAGAGAAGUUAUAUUAUUGGAUUCUGAAAAUUGGGGGCAGAGAAUGUCAUUCACCCAUACUUUGAUAAAAUGUGCAAUAUCACACUGCUUAUUUUCACCGUGUGGUAAAUACUUGGCUGCAAGCACUGUGGCUGGUCAAAUAGCCGUUUGGGAAGUUGAGAAUGGCUCAUGUAUAGGUUUAAUUGAGCAUCCUACAUCACAUAAUGUAUCAGCUAUGGCAUGGAAACCAAAUGGUAAUGGUGUCCUUGUGUACUGUGAUGUAGCUGGCCAACUAGGAAUGUUAGUUAACUGUUUUGGGAGGGAGAGCAGUAAACCUGAGGCAGGUGGUGUGUCUGAAGAUAUAGAAAUGGUUGAGAAAGACGAUGACAACGAUGACCUGGUCAACAACCUCAUCACCAACUAUGAGAGCGACGACGACGCUAUCUCGUUGGAGAGGAUGAAGAACGAGACGUUUGGCGUGCGGGCGCAGGGUGCGGAGGGGGAGGGGUCGCGGCCCGAAUCGCGCCAGCUCGCCGCGCACCCCGCCUCGGUGCCCCCACAGCCGCCCUUCCAGCCGUCCUCCACGCCCGCACAUUUGGAGCACAGGUAUAUGUGUUGGAAUGAUGUUGGCAUAGUAAGAUGUCAUACUGGAGAAAAUGGCGAGUCCAGCAUAGAUAUUGAGUUUCACGACACAAACUUGCAUCAUGGAAUCCAUUUAAAUAACUACCUUAACCACACAAUGGCCAGUUUGUCUACAUCUGUAUUGGCUCUGGCCUGUGAAACUCCAAGCAAGUUAGUGUGCAUAUCACUUGUGGGCAGUAGCAAGGAGUGGAGCGUAUCAAUGCCGGAUACUGAGGAGAUUCUAUGUGUGACUGCGACUUCCGGCCUCGUGGGCUGCGCUACCAACGCGCGCCUUCUAAGGCUCUUCACUCCCAUGGGCACCCAGAGGCAGGUAAUAUCUUUAUCGGGUCCAGUUGUAGCUUUAUCUGGAUUCAAUACUACAAUUGUUGCAGCGUACCAUGUAACUGAUCCUGGCAUUUCAGACCAACAUCUUGCUAUGGACAUAAUAGCAGUCAAUGGUAGGCAAGUUCGAUGCAAAACAGUGCAACUGCCGCUCACCCCAAGCGCCAGAUUGGCAUGGAUUGGCACAACUGAUGCAGGUUCUCCAUGCACUUACGACAAUACAGGCGUCCUGAGGCUGUACGACGUCGCCAGCGGACUGUGGAUGCCCAUAUGCGACACGAGCACACAUUCUAAAGGGGUUUCCGAUACGUGGUUUAUAGUUUCGAUCAGCGAACCGACGCAGGCGGUACGGGCCAUUUUGUGCAGAGGAACCUCUUUUCCUGUCACAGUGCCCAAACCAAUUGUCACAGAACUACCUAUUCAAAUCCCUCUCUGCGAGCUGGACACUGAGAAGGGGCAGUACGAGGAGCAGCUGGUGCGCUGGGCGCAUACCACCGCUGACGUGGACGUCAAGGCCGCACGGGAGACCGCCCUCAAACUGUUCGCGUUAGCCUGUCGCAGUGAAAUAGAGCAAAGAGCGCUAGAGCUGAUGGAACUACUCAAGGACGACAGACUACUACCGCUAGCAGCCAAAUACGCCUCGAGACUAGGGCGAAUCCACCUAGCAGAUAAAUUGGGUGAUCUUGCUGAGAAAUGGGAGAAAGAAGCCGAUAAACUGAAUGUGGCCCACAACUCUCACUUCCUAGAGCUGGAGUCACAAGAGACCUACGACGUCACGAACACACAGCAAGAGGAUCUGAACACAAGUCUUAUCAUUCCCCAGAAGGUGAAGAAGAAGGUCGAAAACGUCACGCCUAUCAAACCGGCUCCUAUAAAGUCGUCACCGGGCGGUGGAAGGAAUCCUUUUAGAAAACAACAGGAUUCCGCCAAAAAUGUUCAGAGCCCUCUAAGUUUGACUGAAAGGACCUUAGUGGAAGUACAUGCGACCAGCAACUCAACUGAAAAUAAGGACCCCCUCACGCCGCUCGAGGGCGAAACGUUCGUGGACUGGUUCUCGCGGAACAAGUGCUCGUUAGAGCAACAGCACUCAGACCUGACACCGGCGGAGCUGACGCGCCAGGGGAUCAGGACCUUCAAGAGCGUCCAGCUCAAAACUGGUGGCAACGGGGAGGGGGCCCAGAAGCGGAAACUCGACGACUCCACCGAAGCGGACCCUCCCGCCUCCAACGCCCCCAAGCAAUCGAAACUCAGCGCCUUUUCCUUCCAUAAAAAAUCG